CGUCUUCUCUCCCUCUGAGUGCAGUGCAGCCAGCCAAACCGAGAGAAAAGGGAAAGAAAAAGCGAAGAAGAGAAAUAAAAAAAACAUUUAAAAAGAAAAAAAAUUAUAAAAAAAACAAAAGAAAAAAGAAAAAGUCCCUCACUCUUUCUCUCAUUUCACACACACGCUCUCUUUCUAUAAAACCCUCAUACUUUCUCUCUCUCCAUCUCUUAAUUUGAUGAUCUUUAUUUAUUUUUGAUUAAUCUAUGGAUCUACUCAAUUAAGAUCUUUAAUUUUUGUUUGGAUUGAUUCAAUUUUUGUGCGAUUGAUUUUUAAAUUUUUUUUCUUAUAGCGAGAAGGGAAAAAGAGAGAUAUGAAAGUGCCGUGCUGUUCGGUUUGCCAAACACGGUACAACGAAGAAGAAAGAGUACCAUUACUGCUUCAAUGCGGGCAUGGUUUCUGCAAGGAGUGUUUAUCGCGUAUGUUCUCUUCAUCUCUCGAUACAACAUUAGCUUGUCCUAGAUGCCGCCACGUGUCCGUCGUCGGCAACUCCGUUAACGCACUCCGUAAAAACUACGCCGUCUUGUCUCUCCUCUCUGCCGCCACGUCUGCAUCACCGAACAACUUCGAUUGCGAUUAUACCGACGAUGAGGAGGACGAUGAUGAUAAUAUUAGUAAUAACAAUGAUGCAAAAAACGACGAGGAUGAUGAAGAAAGGUGUAGCCGUGGCUCGCACGCGUCGAGCUCAGGAGGCGCGUGUGGUGGGCCCGUGAUUGAAGUCGGUGUGCAUCACGAGGUGAAGCUGUUGAAGAAAAUAGGGGAAGGGAGGAGAGCGGGAGUGGACACGUGGACCGGUGUGAUUGGGGGAGGAGGGAAGUGUAAGCAUAAAGUGGCAGUGAAGAGAGUGGAAGUAGGGGAAGAUAUGGAGUUGGAGUAUGUGUUAGGGCAAUUAGAGAAUUUAAGGAGAGGAUCAAUGUGGUGUAGAAAUGUCUGUAAAUUUCAUGGGGUUGUGAAGAUGGAAGGUUGUUUGGGCCUUGUUAUGGAUAGAUGUUAUGGUUCUGUUCAAUCUGAGAUGUUAAGAAAUGAAGGCAGGCUUACUCUUGACCAAAUUCUAAGGUAUGGGGCAGACAUAGCACGAGGGGUGGCUGAACUUCAUGCAGCAGGUGUCGUCUGUAUGAAUAUAAAACCAUCCAAUCUUCUUUUGGAUUCAAAUGGUCGUGCAGUGGUUUCUGAUUAUGGACUUGCUGCAAUUUUGAAGAAACCUGCCUGCCGGAAAGCUCGUUCAGAGUGUGAGUCUGCGAAAAUCCAUUCAUGUAUGGACUGUAUAAUGCUCAGCCCACAUUACACAGCUCCAGAGGCAUGGGAGCCAGUAAAAAAGUCAUUGAAUUUAUUCUGGGAUGAUGCAAUUGGUAUAUCUGCAGAGUCAGAUGCCUGGAGUUUUGGCUGUACAUUGGUGGAGAUGUGCACGGGGUCCAUUCCGUGGGCUGGUUUAAGUGCUGAGGAGAUUUAUCGAGCUGUUGUCAAGGGAAAGAAAUUGCCUCCGCAAUAUGCAAGUGUAGUGGGUGUUGGAAUGCCUAGAGAAUUGUGGAAGAUGAUUGGGGAGUGCUUACAGUUCAAAGCAUCAAGAAGGCCAAGCUUUAAUCAAAUGUUAGCAAUAUUUCUCCGUCAUUUGCAAGAGUUGCCACGGAGCCCUCCUGCAAGCCCUGAUAAUAGCUUUGCAAAAUAUUCUGGAUCAAAUGUGACAGAACCAUCUCCCGCACCUGAUUUGGAGAUUUUUCAGGACAACCCUAGCCAUUUACAUCGGCUAGUGUCUGAAGGGGAUGUGACUGGCGUUAGAGAUCUGCUUGCAAAGGCUGCAUCAGGAAAUGAUGGUAGUUCACUAUCUUUAUUGUUGGAAGCACAGAAUGCCGACGGGCAAACAGCUCUUCACCUGGCUUGUAGACGUGGUAGCGCGGAACUUGUUGGGACUAUACUGGAGUACAAACAGGCAGAUGCUGAUGUUUUAGAUAAAGAUGGUGAUCCUCCACUUGUUUUUGCUUUAGCUGCUGGAUCUGCAACAUGUGUUCGUGCUCUUAUUGUGAGAGGGGCAAAUGUUAGAUCUAGGUUGAGAGAUGGUUUUGGUCCUUCUGUUGCUCACGUGUGUGCCUACCAUGGACAACCUGAUUGUAUGCGUGAGCUACUAUUGGCUGGAGCUGAUCCCAAUGCAGUGGAUGAUGAAGGUGAAACUGUCCUGCAUAGAGCUGUUGCCAAGAAAUAUACAGAUUGUGCUCUUGUUAUUUUGGAAAAUGGUGGCUGUAGAUCAAUGGCUGUUCGUAAUUCAAAAAAUUUGACACCAUUACACUUAUGUGUAGCAACAUGGAAUGUGGCUGUUGUGAGAAGGUGGUUGGAAAUUGCUUCCAUAGAAGAAAUUGCUGGUACAAUUGAUAUACCAAGUCCAGUUGGAACUGCAUUGUGUAUGGCAGCUGCUGUAAAGAAAGAUCAUGAAAUUGAGGGGAGGGAAUUGGUGCGGAUAUUGCUUGCUGCUGGAGCCGAUCCAACUGCACAGGAUGCCCAGCAUGGGCGGACAGCUUUGCAUACUGCUGCCAUGGCUAAUGAUGUUGAUUUGGUCAAAAUUAUUCUUGAUGCUGGAGUAGAUGUGAACAUACGGAACAUGCAUAAUACUAUUCCUCUUCAUGUAGCCUUGGCCAGAGGGGCAAAGUCAUGUGUUGGAUUGCUUUUAUCUUCUGGAGCAAGUUGUAAUCUGCAGGACGAUGAAGGCGAUAAUGCUUUUCACAUAGCGGCAGAUGCAGCAAAAAUGAUUCGUGAAAAUCUUGAUUGGCUCAUUGUCAUGCUUAGAAAUCCUGAUGCUGCUGUUGAUGUCAGAAACCACAGUGGCAAGACACUGCGUGAUUUUUUGGAGGCCCUUCCUCGGGAAUGGAUUUCAGAAGAUUUGAUGGAGGCACUUGUGGAUAGGGGAGUUCAUCUUUCUCCUACAAUAUUUGAAGUGGGGGAUUGGGUGAAGUUUAAAAGAACUGUCACAGCUCCUACACAUGGUUGGCAAGGUGCUAAACAUAAGAGUGUAGGCUUUGUGCAAAAUGUUGUGGACAAGGAGAAUAUUGUGGUGUCAUUUUGUACUGGAGAGGCUCAUGUGUUAGUCAAUGAAGUUUUGAAGGUGAUUCCAUUGGACCGGGGACAGCAUGUCCGGCUUAAACCAGAUGUUAAAGAGCCAAGGUUUGGUUGGCGUGGUCAAUCACGUGACAGUAUUGGAACUGUUUUAUGUGUUGAUGAUGAUGGGAUUCUGCGUGUUGGGUUUCCGGGAGCAUCCAGGGGAUGGAAAGCUGAUCCCGCUGAAAUGGAAAGAGUUGAAGAAUUCAAGGUUGGUGACUGGGUUCGUAUCCGGCCCACACUCACAACAGCUAAGCAUGGAUUAGGGUUGGUAACACCAGGGAGCAUUGGCAUAGUAUAUUGUGUAAGACCAGAUAGUAGUCUGUUGUUAGAGUUGAGCUAUCUUCCAAAUCCAUGGCAUUGUGAACCAGAGGAGGUUGAGCUUGUCCCCCCUUUCAGGAUUGGUGACCGGGUGUGUGUGAAGCGAUCUGUUGCAGAACCUAGAUAUGCUUGGGGUGGUGAGACCCAUCAUAGUGUUGGUAGAAUUAGCGAGAUAGAGAAUGAUGGUCUCCUCAUAAUAGAAAUACCUAGUCGACCUAUUCCAUGGCAGGCCGACCCAUCUGACAUGGAGAAGGUUGAGGAUUUCAAGGUUGGGGAUUGGGUCAGAGUGAAGGCUUCAGUAUCCUCUCCACAAUAUGGAUGGGAGGACAUUACACGGAACAGCAUUGGGAUAAUUCACAGCUUGGAGGAGGAUGGUGUUAUGGGUGUUGCCUUUUGUUUCAGGAGUAAGCCUUUUCGUUGCUCUGUGACGGAUGUGGAGAAGGUGCCUCCUUUUGAAGUGGGACAAGAGAUACGUGUCAUGCCUUCUGUUACCCAGCCUCGACUUGGAUGGUCAAAUGAGAGCCCUGCAACUGUUGGAAAAAUUGUUAGAAUCGACAUGGAUGGGGCUUUGAAUGUGAAGGUUGCUGGAAGACAUAAUCCGUGGAAAGUUUCUCCUGGAGAUGCAGAACGUCUUUCAGGAUUUGAAGUUGGUGACUGGGUACAUUCAAAACCAAGCCUGGGGACCAGACCAAGUUAUGAUUGGAAUAGUAUUGGGAAGGAAAGUUUAGCUGUUGUGCAUAGUGUACAAGAGACAGGUUACCUAGAGCUGGCUUGUUGUUUCCGUAAAGGAAGAUGGAUUGCUCAUUACACAGAUGUUGAAAAGGUCCCAUGCUUCAAAGUUGGGCAGCAUGUUCGGUUUCGAACUGGAUUAGCUGACCCAAGAUGGGGCUGGAGAGGCACUCGGCCAGAUUCACGAGGCAUUAUAACCAGUGUUCAUGCUGAUGGAGAAGUGAGGGUUGCUUUCUUUGGAUUGCCAGGAUUGUGGAGAGGAGAUCCUGCAGAUCUUGAGAUUGAACAGAUGUUUGAAGUAGGAGAAUGGGUGAGAUUGAAGGAAGGUGCUGGGAACUGGAAAUCUAUUGGACCCGGCAGCAUUGGUGUUGUACAAGGUAUAGGGUAUGAUGGAGAUGAAUGGGAUGGAAGCACUUAUGUUGGGUUUUGUGGGGAGCAAGAAAGAUGGGUGGGGCCUACUUCUCAUCUUGAAAGAGUUGAAAGGCUCACAGUUGGACAAAAGGUUAGAGUUAAACUGUCCGUGAAACAGCCCAGAUUUGGGUGGUCAGGCCACAGUCAUGCUAGUGUUGGAACAAUAGCAGCAAUUGAUGCUGAUGGAAAAAUGAGAAUAUAUACUCCGGUAGGCUCCAAAACUUGGAUGCUUGAUCCGACAGAAGUGGAGCUAGUUAUGGAACAGGAACUUGGCAUUGGAGACUGGGUGAGGGUAAGGGCAUCAGUGUCAACACCGACGCACCAGUGGGGAGAGGUGAGUCAUUCAAGCAUUGGGGUGGUGCAUCGGAUGGAAGAUGAGGAAUUAUGGGUUGCAUUCUGCUUCAUGGAAAGGCUGUGGCUUUGCAAAGCAUGGGAAAUGGAAUGGGUUAGGCCAUUUAAAGUGGGGGACAAAGUGAGAAUUAGAGAAGGGCUUGUAACACCACGAUGGGGGUGGGGUAUGGAGACUCAUGCUAGCAAGGGCAAGGUAGUUGGUGUAGAUGCGAAUGGGAAGCUAAGGAUUAAAUUUCAAUGGAGAGAAGGGAGACCUUGGAUUGGAGAUCCAGCUGAUAUUGUUCUUGAUGAGAGUUAAGCUGUCAAUUGAGGCAGUGGAUUGUGUUCUAUGUUUCAUUCAGUUUCUCUCCUUGAGCCAUAGUGCCUUGGCUUGUUGAGACAGUUGGAGAGGCAACUGGUUUCAGCUGCACUGUAUGAUGAUCGAACGGCUUGAAACUCUACAUCUGAAUGCGGUGGCCUCAAACUACGGGAUUUUGUUUAUUGUUAAUAAACAGAAGAUUUACAGACAUGGAUACUGGGACCUUGAGGAAUAUCGGGCUUGCCUUGCUGUUGGUUAUAGAUGAGACAGAGUAGGCGAGAGAGAAGAUAGCUGUAGCCAUUUUGUAUCCCAUAGAUGUUUAGCUGAAAGCUUUUUGACGUAUAUAUGUCAUUUAUAUGUAAUUUUGUACAAACUUGAUACAUAAAUCUUGUCAGAGUUGUUGACUCUUUUUCAUCUUCAAUAAUUUUUGUA
Molecule: messenger RNA, 5665 nt
Organism: Ricinus communis (castor bean)
Lineage: Eukaryota; Viridiplantae; Streptophyta; Magnoliopsida; Malpighiales; Euphorbiaceae
Product: E3 ubiquitin-protein ligase KEG
Exons: 16
Coding region: 353-5233 (1626 amino acids)
Biological process (GO): abscisic acid-activated signaling pathway; late endosome to vacuole transport; negative regulation of abscisic acid-activated signaling pathway
Cellular component (GO): early endosome; trans-Golgi network
Molecular function (GO): protein binding; protein kinase activity; ubiquitin-protein transferase activity
Source: RefSeq, a predicted model, not a curated record